AUGAUUAGCACUGGUAAAUAUGACCAGGAAGAACGCGGUUACGUCGAUAUUCAAGAUCAUGCACUAAUUGGGAACAUGCGCACGGCUGCGCUGAUUUCAAUCGAUGGUUCGGUUGAAUCAUACUGUGUUCCGAACUUUGAUUCUCCUUCGGUGUUUGCGCGCAUUCUCGACAAAGACAAGGGUGGUCACUUCUCCAUCAAGCCCAAAAUUAAACACUCGUCAAAACAAGCAUAUCUUCCAGCUCCAACGUUCCUUGCUGAUGAGGGCGUAGCCCAAGUCACUGAUUUCUUACCUCGGCAGACUGGUACUGGCAUUGCCGCCAACAAACCAUUGUUGUUCUGGCUCAUCCGCAGGGUUGAGGUUAUUCGUGGGCGCGUGCCCAUCCGAAUGGAGUGCUGCCCUGCAUUUAACUAUGCACGGGACGCUCAUGAGACACAGUUCGUAAAUGACGACUCCCAUGAGGGUGCGACUUCGCAAGAAAAGGUUAUAUUCCGUUCGCGUGACCUUACAUUGGAUCUGCGCUACGUCGUUGAUACUAUUCCGGAUAUCGAUGUUGCCAAGCCUCAGGUGACGAUUCGUCCUUUGGACUUGAGGUCAAAGGGCCACCAGGGCGUGGGCGCAAGUGUUGACUUGGACAUGGAAGAGGGCCAAGUAAUCACCUUCAUCCUACGCACGCCUCCAGAGAAUAAGGGCAGUUCAACCAAGCCUACAAAAGAACAAGCCGAGGCGCUCGGUGUACCAAUCGAAGUUCUCAUUCAAGGAGCAACCAAACUCCGUGCCAAAGACGACCCUCUCCUGACUCCUAAUUGGAUCUCUAAAUCAACUUACCGUGGCUCAUGGCGCGAAGCCGUCCAUCGUUCGGCUCUAGCCCUCAAGCUACUUAUCUUCGAACCCACGGGCGCCAUCGUGGCCAGUCCUACUUUCUCAUUGCCGGAGCAUAUUGGUGGAACUCGUAAUUGGGAUUAUCGAUUUUCGUGGAUUCGCGAUUCAAGCUUUACGCUCUACGCUCUGAUCAGGUUGGGCUUUACGGAAGAAGCAAAUGCAUACAUGGACUUUAUUUUCAAGAGGUUACAGCAAAGGAACCCAGAUGGAUCACUCAAUAUUAUGCAAGUUUCUCCCUCUGGCUUCUGGUUCCUACCAGCUCGGUACUCGAUCCAUGGCACUACCGAUCUGGAGGAAAUCGAACUUGAUCAUUUGGACGGACAUAAAGGCUCCAAGCCUGUACGAAUUGGUAAUGGUGCAUCAACUCACUUGCAACUUGACAUCUAUGGCGAACUGCUUGACUGCAUAUACCUCGGCCAAAAGUUCGGAAAGCCGCUGAGUUGGGAGGUUUGGAAGUCGGUGCGCGAACUAGUCGAUUACGCAGUUGCAAACUGCGACCGAAAGGACUUGAACUCUACGCCUCCGCGUACACAUGGAACCUUAAAGGAUUGUCGUCUAGAUUAUGUUAUGGGUAGCGAUGGAUCGUGGAUUACGACUGGCAGGCAGGUUCAACGAAACAUCGAUUUUAAUUACCAUAUUCACAUGUUUAGUGCCAUUUUAGACAAGCGAUCCUACCAUGCCCCAAUCGACAGAAGUGGAUGGAGACGCGUGAUAGGCUGCGGUAGCUACGAGGAGAUCAUGGAGCGUGCUUGGAACCCCGAGCUGGAGUUCUUUGCUCAAUCCUAUGAGGACUUGGAUGUGCUAGACUCGGCCGUUCUAGUUAUGCCUCUUGUAUUCUUUAUCAACGCCUCUGAUGAUCGGUUUGUCAACACGCUGAAGCAGAUUCUCAAAUCUCCUGAACGAGGUGGUUUGGUAACUAACAACCUCGUUUUCCGGUACGAUACGGUUAAAUCAGAUGACGGAGUGGGCGGUGAAGAAGGAGCGUUCUCCCUUUGCACACUUUGGGCUGUCGAGGCUCUCACACGCGUUGGAGCGUACGAUAAGAAGAUGCUGCAGCGUGCGGUAUCGAUGUUCGAAGAUUUCUUAGGGUACGGAAAUCAUUGUGGUUUAUGGUCAGAAGAAAUCAGCGCUGCUGGUGAAGGUUGGGUAAUGCGGUACAAGCACGUUACUCUGAUCUCUGCGGCAUAUAACCUAUCUCGUACUCUUGGUCAACUCCAUUAG
This is a messenger RNA of Rhizoctonia solani, 2103 nucleotides long. Its product is annotated as glycoside hydrolase family 15 protein. Gene Ontology annotation, biological process: carbohydrate metabolic process. Lineage: Eukaryota; Fungi; Basidiomycota; Agaricomycetes; Cantharellales; Ceratobasidiaceae. Gene Ontology annotation, molecular function: hydrolase activity, hydrolyzing O-glycosyl compounds. The record is from RefSeq and is a predicted model, not a curated record. Bases 1 to 2103 code for a protein of 700 amino acids. The transcript is spliced from 23 exons.